This is a messenger RNA of Thyridium curvatum, 1554 nucleotides long. RefSeq lists its product as uncharacterized. Gene Ontology annotation, biological process: transmembrane transport. The coding region runs from base 1 to 1554 and encodes 517 amino acids. NCBI's taxonomy places the organism in Eukaryota, Fungi, Ascomycota, Sordariomycetes, Thyridiales, Thyridiaceae. The record is from RefSeq and is a predicted model, not a curated record. Gene Ontology annotation, molecular function: transmembrane transporter activity. The transcript is spliced from 4 exons.
AUGUCAUCACAACCCAGCUUCGAGCUGACGAGGACCGGCUCAAGAAUCAUACGGCGCAACUCCAUGGUAGCGUCGGAGCGAGAUCUUGAGUCCGGCACGAUCGAUACCGACGAAACUCGCAAUGACCCCAACACAGGCGAGGCGGAGAAAGCAAAUGCUGCGGAUCCCAACAUUGUCGACUGGGAUGGGCCCGACGACCCAAAGAAUCCUCGAAACUGGUCUAAAAGCUUCAUGUUCGCCAAUGUUGCUAUAGUCAGUGCUCUAUCACUUACCGCUAACCUUGCCGCCACCAUGUACGCCCCCGGAGCAUUGGCCCUCGCUCACGACUUCCAUAUCACCAGCACUAUCGAGGCUACAUUCACUGUCAGCAUCUACAUUCUCGGCUUCUGCAUCGGCCCUCUCGUCGUCUCCUCGAUGUCUGAAGUCUACGGUCGCCUCAUCAUCUACCAUGUCUGCGACGUAUUCUACGUCGGGUUCUCGCUGGGCUGCGCGUUCGCGACGAGCGAUGUACAAUUUCUCAUCUUCCGUUUCCUAUGUGGAUGUGCGGCCUCGGCACCCAUGACGGUCGGCGCGGGCACGCUCGCUGACAUGUUCCCUCCUGAGGAGCGAGGCAAGGCGAUGGCUAUCUAUGGAUUGGGGCCUCUUCUGGGACCGGUUAUUGGACCGAUUGCUGGGGGCUUCAUUACGCAGAGCAUUGGCUGGAGAUGGACCUUCAGAAUCAUCGUUAUCAUGGCAGGAAUCUUCAGCCUUGCGGGGGUCGUUGUCCUCAGAGAAACCUACGAACCCACCCUGCUUGAGGCUAAAGCAAAGCACAUGCGCAAAACGACUGGCAAUGACAAACUCCGGGCUCGCACUCACAAGAACCUUACACCAACACAGCUCUUCCUCGAGGGCGUCUCUCGUCCGACUAGGAUGCUGUUCCUUUCCCCCGUGGUCACUCUGCUGUCUAUCUACUGCGCAUUCGUAUUUGGUCUCAUCUUUCUUCUUUUCACCACCUUCCCCAUGGUCUUCGCGGAGCAGUAUGGCUUCAGCCCUGGUACCGCUGGUCUCUGCUACCUGGGCGUCGGCAUCGGCAUGGCAUGCGCCGUCGUUAUUUUCAGUCUCGUCAGCGACAAGCUCGUCAGGGAGCCCAAGGCCGGCGAGAAAUCUCGCCCGGAACUGCGGCUGAUUCCCAUGAUGUGGUUCUCACCGGUCAUCCCUGCCGGCUUUUUCUGGUACGGCUGGACUGCCUAUCACAAGAACCACUGGAUUGUCCCCAUCCUGGGUACUUUCCUAGUUGGAUUUGGCUCCCUGUUUGUCAUUUUCACCACGCAGAUAUACUGCGUCGAUGCUUUCGGGCCGAGAGCCGCGGCGUCGUCGAUUGCCGCCAACACAAUGGCUCGGAACAUUGCCGGCGCAUUCCUGCCGCUGGCUGCCCCGGCAAUGUAUAAGAAUCUUGGACUCGGAUGGGGCAACUCUGUCUUGGGUUUCGUCUGCCUCAUUUUUCUCCCAGUGCCUAUCCUCUUCUAUCGUUAUGGCGAGCGGCUGCGGAAACUGGGACCGCGGUUCGACUAA